AUGUCUGCCAUAGUCACAUUAGAUUCGAUCGAACGGAAUCUAUAUCGAUUUGGUGGAUCGUUUUUAAUCGCAUUUGGAACUGUCAGUUGUGUAUUGAAUGUAAUGGUAUUUACGAAGAGUAGCUUACGAAAAAAUCCAUGUGCACUAUGUCUAACUGGAAUUAAUAUUGUCAAUUUCUUGAGUUUAUAUCUCGUUCUUCUACCAGCAGUGCUCGUUCGUGGGUACCGUAUUGAUUUCAGCUGGAAAGAUCUUCUCAUAUGCCGAUUCCAGUUUUAUAUUGCACUUGUUCUUGCAUGUACACAAUCUUCUUAUAUCGUCUUAGCAUCGAUUGAUCGUACAUUGAUCACUUCGAUCGAUGCUCACAUACGCAGAAUCAGCACACAACGCUUAAUGAUGCUAAACAUGUUUAUUAUCGCUCUAUUUUGGCUCGUAUGUCACAUUCAUGCACUAAUUCACACACAAGUACUACAUAUUGCACCUCAUUCUUAUGUUUGUUUCCGUUCGCCAGGUAUAUACACGAAAAUCAUGAAUUAUUAUUCGCUACUAAUAAACGGAAUCCUUCCACCUCUCCUCAUGGCACUUUUCGGACUUUGGACACUUAAAAACGUACGUGCCAUUCGUUCUAUGUCGAAUACUGCUAGAGCACGACAUAGAACUGCCUAUGCUGUUGGUAGACGAUAUAUUCUUCAUUCUAAAGAUCACCAACUCGUCCGAAUGCUCCUAUUAGAUAUCAUUUCCUUUGCCAUUUGUAAAUGUCCAUCCGCACUUGUGUUAAUGUAUGAACAAUGUACACAGCAUAUAGAAAAAACUCCCGAGCGACAAGCGAUUGAACUGUCAAUUUUAUUGAUCACUUAUUUCCUUUAUUAUAUCGAGAAUGGUAUUAGUUUUUACACGAACAUUUUCAUAUCGAAAACUUUCCGCCGAGAGAUUCGAGACACUCUUCGGAUCCAUCUUCUCUUGUAA
Molecule: messenger RNA, 963 nt
Organism: Adineta ricciae
Lineage: Eukaryota; Metazoa; Rotifera; Eurotatoria; Adinetida; Adinetidae
Source: the annotation of a GenBank genome assembly